AUGCGUAUUACGAACAUUAUUGCCGGUGCCUCUCUUUUAGGUGCUGCCAUGGCUGCUCCUCUAGGUCACGAGCACAAAGUCGCCAAACGUGACGCUGUGACCACCACUGUGCAGGCUCAAGUCACCGUUGUUGUUGGUGCAGGCGCUAACGGUGCUGCAAGCGCCUCCACCGUGCCAGCCGUCCAAGCUGCCGAGGUUGCUGCUACUCCAGCUUCUCCAGCUGCUGCCCCAGCUCCUACCUCAUCGGCUGCUCCAGCUGCCCCAGCUUCUAGCAGUGCAGCAACCUCUGAGGAAACUUCCGCUGCUUCAUCUUCCCCAGCUCCAGUCUCUUCGAGUUCUUCCAGCUCCAGCUCUUCCAGCUCUUCCAGCUCAUCUGGAUCUUCUGACUCUCUAGUCGGUGCCAGCGGUGCUAAAGGUAUCGUGUACUCUCCUUACAGUUCAAACGGUGGCUGUAAAUCUGCUAGCGAAGUCGCUUCAGAUUUCGAACAAUUGAAAGACUACCCAAUCAUUAGAUUAUACGGUGUCGACUGUAACCAGGUUGAAAACGCUUUGCAGGCAAAGAGCUCUUCUCAAAAGCUAUUUUUGGGUAUCUUUUUCAUGGACCAAAUUGAAUCCGGUAUCAGCCAAAUGGCUAAUGCUAUCAACCAGUACGGUUCUUGGGAUGACGUCGUCACCGUCUCUAUUGGUAAUGAAUUGGUUAACGGUGGUCAAGCCACUGUAUCUCAAGUUGGUGAAUAUGUUUCUACUGGUAGAUCCGCUUUGCAAUCUGCUGGCUACAGUGGUCCAGUUGUUUCUGUUGAAACUUUCAUCGCCGUUAUCAACAACCCAGGUCUUUGUGAACAUUCUGAUUACAUGGGUGUUAACGCGCACGCGUACUUCGAUCAAAACACCGUUGCUUCCGACUCUGGUAAAUGGUUACUGGAACAAAUCCAAAGAGUGUCCACCGCAUGUAAUAACGAAAAGACUGUUGUUGUAACAGAAUCCGGAUGGCCAUCUCAAGGUCAAACUUUUGGUGUUGCUGUCCCAUCUAAGGAAAACCAAGCGGCUGCUGUCAAAUCUAUCAUCAGCGAAUGUGGUUCUGACACUUACGUCUUCACUGCUUUCAACGAUUUAUGGAAGGCUGAUGGUGCUUAUGGCGUCGAAAAAUACUUUGGUAUUCUAUCGAACUAG
Messenger RNA from Zygotorulaspora mrakii, 1170 nucleotides. RefSeq names its product putative family 17 glucosidase (gene SCW10). The transcript has a single exon. Gene Ontology annotation, biological process: cell wall organization; carbohydrate metabolic process. The record is from RefSeq and is a predicted model, not a curated record. Gene Ontology annotation, cellular component: cell surface; extracellular region; fungal-type cell wall. Bases 1 to 1170 code for a protein of 389 amino acids. Gene Ontology annotation, molecular function: glucan endo-1,3-beta-D-glucosidase activity; 1,3-beta-glucanosyltransferase activity. Lineage: Eukaryota; Fungi; Ascomycota; Saccharomycetes; Saccharomycetales; Saccharomycetaceae.